Messenger RNA from Puntigrus tetrazona (Sumatra barb), 2853 nucleotides. It is a transcript of the gene tmeff1a, whose product is annotated as transmembrane protein with EGF-like and two follistatin-like domains 1a. Gene Ontology annotation, molecular function: protein binding. The record is from RefSeq and is a predicted model, not a curated record. Lineage: Eukaryota; Metazoa; Chordata; Actinopteri; Cypriniformes; Cyprinidae. The transcript is spliced from 9 exons. Bases 627 to 1637 code for a protein of 336 amino acids.
UAAAGGCUAGCCUACCACAAAUAUAGCAAAUAAAAAAGUAGGCUACUGUACGGUAUUAUAUACAGACAUAAGUUCAUAAAUUUAAAUAUAAGGGCUAUUAUAUAUUACAAUAUAAGCCUAUACGUUACGAUAAUUAUAAUGACAUAUUAAGUAUAAUUUAUUCAUGCUGUCGCUAAUGAAGCCUAAGUAACUAAAUUGGCAAAGGAGAAAAAUAUUAAGGAAAGCACAGACUGCAUCGUUUGAACUGUAGGCUAUAGUUAGUUCGCUGUAGAGGUUUCACGUGACCAUAGUCCAUCUCGUGUUGUUGAUGUGGAAUCUUAUAUCUAUCUCUCUCCGUUUCCCCUCCUUCCCUCUGUUUCCGAGUCCGUCUGCUUGUAUCUUAGCGCAGAUGAAAGGCAGUGAGGGAAACUGAGACGGUCUCUGCGCGAGCGGCACUAUAGCAUAAUUGGAGCGCGUGAGCUGGCGUGAUGCGUCUGAGGGUAUCGGGUCACUGGCCCCUUCUAUCAGCCGGACCGAUGACAAGAAGAAAUGAGCCACAGCGAGCGCAGCGUCAGCUUUCGUGUGAAUGAACAAUUCCGCGUCAUUUGGCGUACCAGUCGCGCGGAAUCCUCGUAUUGAGCCGCAUUAUGUCCGGUGGCUCGUGCGCUGCGGGUGCCGGACGCUGUCUCGCGACGCUCGGGCUGCUGGUCCUCGUGCAGAUGCCCGGGGCCCUGACGUCCGACGCGGAGAGCGAUUGUUUGUCUGAAGACGACAAAGGAUGCGAAGGUCUGUCUGAGAGGAAAGGUGACCUUCACGUGUGUGAUGAAUACAGUUGUUCGUUCGGAGGGAUAUGCAGGUACAACGGAUCACACCUGGAGUGUCUUUGUCUGUAUCAGUGUCCGCAGAGCUUUGCUCCAGUCUGUGGGUCCGAUGGUAACACAUACCAUAGCGAAUGUUUCCUAAGACAAGCUGCCUGUGAACAGCAGACCGCAAUCACUGUAAUUACAGAAGGACACUGUCACGCCGAUGCUGAGUCGGCAUCAGGAGAUACAGAUCUGGAGAAUUCGGGACUGGAGCCCAGUAGAUUUUCCAAGUGUUCUAGCUGCAGAUUCGGAGCAGAGUGUGAUGAAGACUCCGAAGGCAUUUGGUGUGUGUGUAAUAUAGACUGCAGUGGAUACAAUUUGAAUCCGGUGUGUGGAUCGGAUGGACUGUCUUACAGUAAUCCAUGUCAGAUCAGAGAAGCAUCCUGCUUGAAACAAUCUCAGAUUGAUGUGAAAUACCUUGGACAAUGUCCAGAUUCAGUGGAUCUAGAGGGCGGAGUAACUGUGGGCGGAGCAAUGCCCUGUGCUGAAAUCAACAGCAGCUUUUGUCUGCAUGGAACCUGUGAGAUGAACAACGGCCUGGCAACUUGCAAGUGUGAUCUGGGGUUCUCCGGUGUGCAGUGUGAGCGAAGGGACUUCAGUGAAUUAUACGUGGUGCCCAAUGGACAGAAGCUUCAAUACGUCCUGAUUGCUGUAAUCAUCGCUGCUGUACAGAUCAGCAUCAUCAUCGCUAUCAUAAUAUGCAUCACAAGGAUUCAUCCGAAAAAGCCACGAGGUCGUCUUCAGAAACAGAACCUGGGACACUUUCCCAAAGAUGGAGGACGUAUGAUUGAAUAGCUGCUGAUUAUUUUAAUACAAACACAAAAAACUGCACAACUAUCUUUUUGACUUUAGUAUUUCAGUGGCCUUAUUUGACCCUAUCACCUUUUUUAUUUUAAAAUCUCUACAUUUCUCUACUUUUCUCUCCCCUUUUCUUGCCGUCUCUCUCUCUCUCUCUCACUUUCUUACUGGUCCAAAUGCAGUAAAUCCACAUGGUGAAAUGUUUAUAUUAGUAAAUUAUUACAUUUUAUGAACAAAAUGUAAGCGAGUCUUGCCAUACAAAACAUCUUAGCAUGAUACUAGUGUUUGAGUGUUUGUAUGUAUAUUUUUGAGGAGACUGUUUGCUAUAACUUUCAUAAAGUAUGAGAUUUAUGACUGGAGGACAAUAUAAUGGCCCUAAAAAUUCCAUACAUUUACACUGACUGAGGGCCCAGAAUUAUAUCAACACUUUGUGGUGGACUUUUUAAACUUUGGCCAGUAAGCAACCACCCAGAACACCAUUAAAACCACAUAGAAACAUGCAAAAAUAAAAAAAUAAACCUUCCAGAAAGCUUUAGCAACUAUAUACUAAAUACAAUAGCUGGGGGUCAGAGGUUAAAGCAAAUCAGAAAAUAUUUGUAAAGGCCAUAUUUACUAUAGUUUGUUGUUUCCUAUUCAUACUUUGCCUUCUAUCCACAUUAUAUUUAACGUAAGAGCGGGUCUGGCCAUUUUUAACGUGAAUGUGCAAGGUUUCCGGUGUCAGACAACUCCAGUUUUUUACCUGUAUAAAAAACAGUCCAAUAUGCUGCUUGAUGUUACAAACCAGUAUUUGUUAUUAUAUGUUUUUUAAUGUAUUAUUGUAAUCAGAAAUUCACUGGUCUAUUUACUGCACUUUGUUAUUCUUAAUUUUUUUUUUACACAUAGUGGCUAAUAUUGGAAGUCUCGCACAUUCACAGAAAAAAGUUUACUUUUACUUUUACUUACCACGUAGAAAAAUAAAGUUGGGAAAAACAUUAAAUAAUUUUCAUUUUGCAAACGUACAGCAGCACAAUCUGAAAACCAAGUAAAACAAAGCCUUUUCCAGUUGAAUCCCUCUAAAGCGGAUUUUCAUAAUGUGUGACUGUCAAAUUCUGUGCGUUUAUCAGUCUUAUAAAGUCUGUUUGUAAGUGACUUGCUUUUAUAAGAAGGUCUGUAUAAUUUUGCAUGUCAAAUCUGUAAACUCAGCAGACAUUUAUAAAGUUGGUUUAAAAGAAAA